AUGACUCUACUCGGGUGGCUUGCGCUAUGCGUAGCGCCCGUGGUGUUCGCCCACGAGGUCUCUUCGCCCCUACACAAAGCCGGCCUUUGUCACUCACCAUUAUCACGCUCAUUCCCACUGCUUUCCACCCCGGUAUGCUCCAACGACACGCUCAUCACCAAGUACCUCCCGGGGGACAGCCACAGCCCAGCCAACCGGGCAUGGACGAGAGCGUCGUCAUGCACGGCCAACGGCACGGCGGAGUACUGCAUCUUCGUGAGCUCGACCUUCGCCAACGGCCGGGGCAUAGCUGUUCUCACAAGCCCCGACCGGGCAGACUACAUCUCGAACCUCCCCGGCUUUACGGAUCCUGAGGUUCUGGCGCACGAGAACCGGGACGAGGACCCGGAGCUGUCCAAGUUCAAGAUGGUGCACGUCCCCGGCAAGGACAUGGGCGUGGUGGCGACGCAGCCGUUCCAGCGCGGCGACCACAUCAUGACCUUCACGCCGGCCAUCAUCAUCGACUACGCCAUGUUCGACGACCUGCCCGAGGCGGACAUGCACCGCCUGCAGGCCGAGGCCAUCGACUACCUGCCGUCGGACCUGCGCGGGCGGUUCCUGAACCUGUCGACCCACGACGGCGCGAGCGGCCACAUCGAGAGGGUGGACAAGAUCCUGCGGACGAAUGCUUUCGAUGUGGAUGUUGAUGACGAGAACAACAAUGGGCUCUACGUGGUGUUCCCUGAAAUUUCCCGGUUCAACCAUGACUGCCGGCCGAAUGCAGAUUACUACUUUGACCCAGACACGCUGGCGCAGCACAUACACGCUACACGGCCCAUCCAGAUCGGGGAGGAGAUCAGUCUCACAUACAUGGAUCCCAUCCGCACACGGGCCAAGCGGCAGGAGAAGCUCUCGCACGUGUGGGGAUUCCGGUGCGGGUGCUCGCUGUGCACGCAGCGGUCCGACAUGACGACGGCUUCGGACGAGCGGAUCCGGCAGAUCAAGCGGAUCCGGCGGCAGCUGGAGAACUACGAGGCCGGGUCGUCGGCGACACCUGAGAUGGCGGACCUGUUUGUCAGCCUGUACGAGCAGGAGCGGCUCAGCGGCAGCAUCUACGAGGCGUACACGUUCGCGGCCAUCGAGUGGAACGGCGCGGGCGAGCCGUGGAAGGCGAUGCGCUAUGCGCGGCUGGCCAUCGAGACAGGGCUCGCCAGCGCGGGUCCCAAGGACAGGGACGUCAAUGAGAUGAUCAGGCUGGCUGAUAACCCCUGGGCUCACUGGAGCUGGAUGCUUCGGACGAGUAAGAGGAUGAGCUGGGGCGCGAUGAGGCCAAUUGGGGGCGGCAUCAGUCCGGCCGACGACGAGGACGACGAUGUGUAG
Diaporthe citri is the source of this 1359-nucleotide messenger RNA. RefSeq lists its product as uncharacterized. The transcript is spliced from 3 exons. The coding region runs from base 1 to 1359 and encodes 452 amino acids. Gene Ontology annotation, molecular function: protein binding. The record is from RefSeq and is a predicted model, not a curated record. Lineage: Eukaryota; Fungi; Ascomycota; Sordariomycetes; Diaporthales; Diaporthaceae.